This is a messenger RNA of Verruconis gallopava, 702 nucleotides long. RefSeq lists its product as uncharacterized. The coding region runs from base 223 to 612 and encodes 129 amino acids. Lineage: Eukaryota; Fungi; Ascomycota; Dothideomycetes; Venturiales; Sympoventuriaceae. The transcript has 2 exons. The record is from RefSeq and is a predicted model, not a curated record.
AGCACAACAACGACGAGAACCUCAACUUUUGGAAAUUCAAUCGUUCUACCGUAUAUAUAUAGCCCUCCAGAAGCCUCGAGACGUCCUGUAUGAGCCGCGGCGCCCUGCGAGGCUGUCUAAUAUGGCGAGCCCCUGGCCGAAGGAGGUCGCAUAUCCUACCAACCAUUUAUGAACACGCCACACACGACAUGAAGCACCUGCAAGAAUCGCAUAGCUUUAUUAAUGGCAAUAGAGCUCACCCAUAGCCAUAGAACGGGCCCACCUGAUUAUUCUGGGCACACUAUCGCUACUCAUAAAAUAAUUAAAAGAACUAAACAAGAUAUUGAAAUAGCAAAGGACUUAGUUCAGAAAAACCUACAAAUGGGAAAGGAAGCAAAGACGGCAGCGCAAGAAGCAGCGAUCGCGGGCAAGACGGCAGUAGGACUAGUAAAGGAGAUCAAGCACAAGGCACCGCAACAGGCCUCAAUACUGCUAAGCUACGCGGCAGUAACAGCCAGAGGGAUGCUGGCAGCGAGCAUACAUAGCCCACAGAAUGCAAAAGCCCCAUCUGCUCAAAUAAAACGCGAAGUCAUCAUGAAAAUUAGAGACCUACAGACCAUUAAAAGUCUAUAAGCCAAGAGCCCUCGCCACCUGAAGGCCAUAGCCCAGCGUGAAAAUGAAUAUAUUAUUAAUACAAAAAUUGUGUCUAUCAACCAACUUAAA